Myotis brandtii (Brandt's bat) is the source of this 461-nucleotide messenger RNA. It is a transcript of the gene CTSL, whose product is annotated as cathepsin L. Gene Ontology annotation, cellular component: lysosome. The coding region runs from base 7 to 444 and encodes 145 amino acids. Gene Ontology annotation, biological process: immune response. The transcript is spliced from 3 exons. NCBI's taxonomy places the organism in Eukaryota, Metazoa, Chordata, Mammalia, Chiroptera, Vespertilionidae. Gene Ontology annotation, molecular function: cysteine-type endopeptidase activity. The record is from RefSeq and is a predicted model, not a curated record.
GGACAGAUGUUCCGGAAAACUGGCAAACUUAUCUCACUGAGUGAGCAGAACCUUGUGGACUGCUCUCAGGCUCAAGGCAAUAAGGGCUGCAAUGGUGGCCGAAUGGAUAAUGCUUUCCAGUAUGUGAAGUCCAACGGGGGCCUGGACUCAGAGGAGUCCUAUCCAUAUCAAGCAACGGUUGGACCCUGCAGAUACAGGCCCGAGGACUCUGUUGCCAAUGACACCGGCUUCGUGGACGUUCCUGGGCAGGAGAGUGCCCUCAUGAAGGCAGUGGCAACCGAGGGGCCCACCUCGGUGGCUAUAGAUGCAAGCCAUCUUAGAUUCCAGUUCUAUGAAGAUGAUUUCAAGUACAGGAAGUUAUCAAACCAGGAUCUCAAUGUGGAAAACCGUCUGCUAUGCACAAAUGACAACGGACUGCCACAAACCGUGAGUCGGGGGUUUUGAGUUCUCACACAGAUCUU